Meyerozyma guilliermondii ATCC 6260 is the source of this 2139-nucleotide messenger RNA. It is a transcript of the gene GRR1, whose product is annotated as SCF ubiquitin ligase complex subunit. The record is from RefSeq and is a predicted model, not a curated record. Gene Ontology annotation, molecular function: protein binding. Gene Ontology annotation, biological process: SCF-dependent proteasomal ubiquitin-dependent protein catabolic process. NCBI's taxonomy places the organism in Eukaryota, Fungi, Ascomycota, Pichiomycetes, Serinales, Debaryomycetaceae. The transcript has a single exon. Bases 1 to 2139 code for a protein of 712 amino acids. Gene Ontology annotation, cellular component: SCF ubiquitin ligase complex.
AUGAGUUCUCCCAGUAGUAACGGCGACUCCAAUUUGCCAGAUCAGCUCUCUAAUGAGGUUUUUCGUUUCUCAGCAGCAAGUCCUGACGUGAAUAAUCGCAAUCAUCAUGCAUUGAAGUUUGAUUUCAUCAUGCAAAAUGAAGGUCCUGAUGAUUACAAACAACUCAAGGAAUCGAUCACACAGAGAAGAAACUCUGCUGCAGCCCAAAAAAGCGAAAUUCAGGAACUUAAUUACCGCAAUUCUCCAUUACUAAAACUCCCAACAGAAGUACUACUUCAGAUCUUCAACCACCUAGACAGAAGAGACUUGUACUCGUUGCUCACGGUGUGCCGCGAGUUUGCCGAUCUCAUUAUAGAAAUCUUGUGGUUUCGACCAAACAUGCAGAAUGACGCGUCGUUCAACAAAAUCAAAGCCAUAAUGAAACUUCCAAAACUGUCCACACAUUGGGAUUAUAGAUCCUUCAUCAAGCGACUCAACCUUUCCUUCAUGACCAAGCUAGUGGAUGACGACUUGCUAUCCUUAUUCGUAGGAUGCCCCAAAUUGGAGCGCCUCACCCUUGUUAACUGUACAAAGCUUACUCAUUACCCCAUUACUGAAGUGUUAAAGAAUUGCGAAAAACUUCAAUCCAUUGAUUUAACCGGAGUCACCCACAUCCACGAUGAUAUCAUAUAUGCGUUAGCUGACAACUGCCCCAGACUUCAAGGGCUCUAUGCUCCUGGUUGUGGUAAUGUAAGUGAAAGAGCCAUUUUAAAGUUGUUGACCUCGUGCCCAAUGCUCAAAAGAGUCAAGUUUAACGGAUCGGAGAAUAUCACAGACGAAACCAUCAGUGCUAUGUAUGAAAACUGCAAGUCCCUCGUUGAGAUUGAUCUUCACAACUGCCCAAAAGUAACUGACAAGUACUUGAAGUUGAUUUUCUUAAACUUGUCUCAGUUGCGAGAGUUCAGAAUAAGUAAUGCUGCUGGAAUAACGGACAAGCUACUUGAGCGAUUACCCAACCAUUUCUUCCUUGAAAAGCUCAGAAUCAUCGAUAUCACAGGGUGCAAUGCUAUCACUGAUAAGCUUGUUGAAAAACUCGUGAUAUGCGCCCCAAGAUUGCGUAAUGUCGUCUUAUCCAAGUGCAUGCAAAUAACCGAUGCUUCUUUAAGAGCAUUGUCACAAUUGGGACGCAGCUUGCAUUAUAUUCAUCUUGGUCAUUGUGCGUUAAUCACUGAUUUUGGUGUUGCUUCAUUGGUCAGAUCAUGCCACCGAAUACAAUACAUUGAUUUGGCAUGUUGUUCACAACUCACAGACUGGACGCUAGUGGAGCUUGCCAAUUUGCCUAAACUUCGUCGUAUUGGGUUGGUAAAAUGCAGUUUGAUUUCCGAUUCCGGAAUUUUAGAGUUGGUGAGACGUCGAGGAGAACAAGACUGCCUUGAAAGAGUCCACUUAUCGUACUGCACCAACCUAACCAUCGGACCUAUCUACUUACUCUUGAAAAAUUGCCCUAAAUUGACGCAUCUAUCAUUAACUGGCAUCAACGCAUUCUUGAGAAGAGAAAUCACACAGUAUUGUCGCGACCCACCUCCAGAUUUCAAUGAGCAUCAAAAAAACUCAUUUUGCGUGUUUUCCGGCCAUGGCGUAAACCAAUUGAGAGCACAUCUCAACCAAGUCAUGGAGGACCGCGCCUAUUUAAUUGACCAUGGCGACAUGCAUGCAUUGUUCCACGAAAGAAGAAGAAGGUUCAUGAACGGAGGAGCAGACAUGGAUGACGAGGAGAUGACUCUUUGGGCAAGACAGAGGGGACUUGGAUUAUUACAAAGCGUGGAUAAUGACGGCCAGGGAAUGUCUGAUAUUAAUCGCGAGAUUUUCCGAGAGCUUAAUGAGGGCAAUAUGGGACCGGAAGAGAUGCGUGAACAUUUCCAACGGCUUAUCAGGAACCAUCAUCAACACCGCUUAGUUGAGCGCCAAUUUACUGGUGCUGAGGGCCAGGGAGAUGAAGUUCAUUUGGAAAACCAGGACCCUCAGAACGCCCCCCAAAUAGUGCAGCCGGCUGUAUUUCCCAAUGGCAACCAAGCCAUUCCGAUAGUUAACGUCGAUGAAGACGACGAUAUUGAGAUGCAACUGGUUAGCUUAUUUCCAAGAGGACCACAGAAUAGUUGA